Messenger RNA from Pogonomyrmex barbatus (red harvester ant), 4565 nucleotides. RefSeq names its product patatin like phospholipase domain containing sws (gene sws). Lineage: Eukaryota; Metazoa; Arthropoda; Insecta; Hymenoptera; Formicidae. Gene Ontology annotation, biological process: phosphatidylcholine metabolic process. The record is from RefSeq and is a predicted model, not a curated record. Gene Ontology annotation, molecular function: phosphatidylcholine lysophospholipase A1 activity. Gene Ontology annotation, cellular component: endoplasmic reticulum.
CGCGACCGCACGUACAAAAUGGCGCUGGAUGACUCGAGUGAAGUAUCAAAGGUCAUUUACUUGUGAGAUUGAUAAUUAAUUUUUCAUCUCGACGGGCACAAUUAGCGGUUACACAUUCCAUCCACCGAAUAUAUGCAGUUUUGGUCGUGACACGUCCUAUCCCCGGACGGAUUCUUCGGCGAGGAGGGAGACAUGAAUACAUUAUGGAGGUGUUAGAAUUAUUUAAUAAGUUCAACGAGAAUCUGGGAUCAUAUAUAUUUUCAAGAUGGAUUGGAAACUUUAUAGAGGAAUACCAGACAUCAAGGACAAUCUUUAUUAUUGCUACGACUUUAUUCCUUAUUUUCUUAAUUGCAUCCAUUUUUGUGCUACGCAAAUGGAAGAACAAAGAAUUCUUGCCAGAGGUAAAGGAGUUUGUUGGGGUAGGCACUGGAAAGCCAAGAUUCAGAAAGAGAGACAAAGUUCUCUUUUAUGGCAGAAAAAUGUUGCGCAAAGUGAAAUCCAUCGGUGGUCAAGUACAUGCUACUGGACAAGGGAAGAAGAGAAGAGCAGUUAUGAGAUUUGCUCGUCGAUUGUUGCAACUUAAAAAGGAAACUGCCCCACAACAACUUAAAGUAUUAGAACCACCGGCUGAAUAUCUGGAAGAAGAUUUGGGGCCUGGUGAGAGAGUACCACCAGAUGCUCUAUAUAUGUUGCAAAGUAUUAGAGUUUUUGGCCACUUUGAAAAACCUGUGUUCCUAAAAUUAUGCAAAUACACAGAAAUUAUGAAUUUACCUGCUGGCAGUACUUUGUUCAAAAUUGGGGACCCCGACGAGAAUUUAUUUAUAGUACAGCAAGGUUUAGUCAAUGUAUAUAUUACUGGACCUGAUGGUUCUCAAAUAUCAUUGAAAGUGGUCAAAACAGGUGAAUCAGUUACCAGUCUUCUUAGUUUUACCGAUGUACUUACUGGGCAUACAAGUACAUACAAAACUGUAUCAGCAAGAGCUGUAGAAGAUUCUGUUGUAGUGAAGUUACCAAUGAGCGCAUUUCAAGAAGUAUUUCAAGAUUAUCCUGACGCCUUUGUUCGAGUUAUUCAGGUCAUUAUGGUACGUCUGCAGAGAGUUACCUUUACUGCUUUGCAUCAGUAUCUUGGUCUUUCCGCGGAAUUAGUUAAUCAAGGAUCACAUAAGAAGAAGCAGAGUCCCUUUUCUGGUUCACCAGUACGGUCAAGAACUAGAGAGAAUUUUGCUUCACAGAAUACUGAGAUUAUAUCUAGUGCAUUACCGAUUGGUGUAUCGGAAAUACAUGAUACUAGUGAGAUUUCUAAUCGCGACGCAUCUAAUACAAGUAGUUCUCAACCUGUGCCUAUAGUCAUGAAUCGACGGGCGAGAAAUAGUAUUGAUUGGAAGAAUCAGGGUCCCAAUUUGCCAGGCCCGAAUUCGCCAGAUAUGGUACCGGAAUGUGAUUCUCAUUGGCCAACUCCACCUACGGCUCAGUCCACGCAUGGCUCACAUCCGGAAGUCUCUCAUUCGGGAAGUACUUAUUCUAGCAAAAAGCGUCAGGUCAACGAAGCAGUGCAACAACAGCAACAACAGCUGGAUGAAACACAGCUUGUGCAAAUAGCUACUGACGCUUUCGUUCGUGAACUCGGUAUAGAGGAUGAAACAGUGCUUAAAGACAAGGUGCAGAUCAGGGAAGUGCCGGCUGGUACUUACUUGAUGAAAGAAGAGUCUCAUAAAGAUGUCGCGCUUGUGUAUGUGCUUUCGGGUUCACUGAUAGUAAGUCAGCGCGUAUCGGAGGGUCGAGAUGCUGGUCAAGAAGUACAUAUGUUUAGCGCUCAUCAAGGUGAAAUUGUUGGUGGUUUAGCGGUAUUAACCGGUGAACCAUCCUUUUAUACAAUAAGAGCAAAGCAUGCCAGUCGUAUUGGAUUACUUAGUAAAUUGACAUUCUUCGCCAUUAUGCGUGAUCAACCUACGGUUGUAUUGCACGUGGCACAUACCGUUGUUCGUAGAUUAAGCCCUUUCGUAAGACAGGUGGAUUUUGCUCUCGACUGGUUGUUUCUUGAAAGCGGACGAGCCGUUUAUAGACAAGGGGAUGAAUCAGAUUCGACAUUUAUUGUAUUGAGCGGACGUUUACGAUCGGUAAUCACUUAUAAAAACGGCAAGAAAGAACCAGUAGCAGAAUAUGGAAAGGGUGAUUUAGUAGGAAUCGUAGAAAUGGUUACGCAGACUCCAAGAUCGACAACAGUUAUGGCGGUUCGAGAUUCCGAACUAGCAAAACUGCCGGAAGGUUUAUUUAAUGUGAUUAAACUCAGAUAUCCCAUUGUUGUCACAAGAUUGAUAAAUCUUCUUGGCCAUCGCAUACUCGGUACCUGGCAACAAGCACACACGAAAAAUGGAAACAAUGAUACUCAACGAGCGGCUGCAACUGUUGAUGCUAGACCCGCGCAAGUAAAUUUCUCAACUGUUGCUAUAGUACCCGUAUCGGAUGAUGUACCACUGACUGCGUUCACUUACGAAUUAUAUCAUUCUUUAUGUGCCAUUGGAUCUUGCCUCCGUCUAACGUCAGAUGUUGUAAGAAAGACUUUAGGAACAACUAUUAUGGAGCCUGCGAACGAAUAUCGGUUAACUUCUUGGCUCGCGCAGCAAGAGGAUCAACACAGAAUUUCUCUGUACCAAUGUGAUUCAAGUUAUACACUAUGGACUCAACGGUGCGUGAGACAGGCUGAUUGCAUUCUUAUAGUGGGUUUGGGCGAUCGACCGCCAUCGAUUGGUCGAACGGAACGCGAGAUAGAACGACUAGUAAUGCGAACGCAGAAAGAACUUGUGCUAUUACACAAGGAACAGAAUGGUCAAGGACCCACAAACACCGUUCAGUGGUUGAACAUGAGAUCAUGGGUAUCCAGUCAUCAUCAUAUCCAGUGUCCAAAACGGAUGUUCACUAGAAGAUCGCAAUAUAGAAUUAAUGAAUUGUAUUCCAAAGUGCUCAUGUCUGAGCCAAACGUGCACAGCGACUUCAGUAGACUGGCACGAUGGCUGACCGGCACUUCGGUCGGUCUCGUCCUAGGCGGAGGUGGUGCAAGAGGUGCUGCUCAUAUAGGCAUGCUCAAAGCUAUCAUCGAAGCAGGUAUACCCAUAGAUAUGGUCGGUGGUGUCAGCAUUGGUGCCUUUAUGGGUGCAUUAUGGUGUAUGGAGAAAAACAUCACUACUACCACGCAAAAAGCUAGAGAAUGGUCUAAGAAAAUGACGCAAUGGUGGCGUCAAAUUAUGGACUUGACUUACCCAAUGACUUCAAUGUUCUCCGGUAAAGAUUUCAAUAAAACGAUACAACAGACUUUCGGCGACACGUAUAUAGAGGAUUUGUGGCUCCCAUAUUUCACUAUAACCACAGACAUCACGGACUCUUGUAUGCGCACGCAUAGACACGGUUUACUAUGGAGAUAUAUUCGCGGCAGCAUGAGUAUCGCGGGGGUCUUUCCUCCGAUUUGCGAUCCCCUUGACGGGCAUCUUUUGGUCGACGGGUGUUAUGUUAAUAACGUGCCAGCUGACGAAAUGUUGCGGCAAGGAGCACAUCACAUUCUGGCCAUCGAUGUCGGUUCGCAGGAUGACACAGACUUAACUAAUUACGGGGACUCGUUGUCUGGUUGGUGGUUAUUGUGGAAACGAUGGAAUCCAUUUGCCACACCCGUAAAGGUGCCAAACUUACCAGAUAUCCAGUCCAGACUAGCGUACGUGAGCUGCGUACGCCAGCUGGAGGAAGUGAAAAGCUCGGAUUACUGCGAGUACAUUAGGCCGCCAAUUGACAAAUACAAGACUCUUCAAUUUGCCAAUUUUGAUGAGAUUAAAGAUGUAGGCUAUCAACACGGAAAAACGUAUUUCGAGGGUCAAUCGAAAGCCGGAGUUCUGCCUCGAUUCAAUGCGGAUCGAGAAAAUGCGAGAGCUAUGCGAGCGAAGCAUCAAGCGGCUAAUCAACAAUCACCCUCUUCAUACACUUUCACCGAUCUUGCGCAGAUGGUGUGUAAAGUUUCGCGUGGUAAUCGAUACGUCGAUCUCGACAUAGAUUCAGAUUCGGACGAACUCGAGGAAUACGAAGCGGAUCUAGAAGAAGAUGCACAAGAAGUAGGAUACGCAUCUGAACCCACUGCCGGUAUUUUAGAUCAGAGCCCCGAGGAUAAUCGCCUGAGGCGGAGAACUGGCGUUUCACUUAGUCUAUCUGACACCGAGGCAGAGUCAGAACUAGAAUACCAUCCAAAGAUCUUUUGAAGACUUGUUUACAAUUAUUCAUAAUAUCGUAUUUUACUGCGUUCAACAAAAUAAAUUCAGCACAAUUUUUUCGCAGAUAUACAACUUCACAAUUCGUAUACAUUGACAUUACGCGUGAUUUAUAUACUUCAAAGUACAAAAGCAAUUCUUGCGAAAAAUAUGAUCAUGAAAAUGUCGCUCUGAAAUUACAUCACAAUGUAUAUCACUUAUAAAUAAUUGUUAUUAUUAAAUAUAUGUUAAAUAUAUAAUUCUAUUUCUAAAAAAAAUUUUUUUAGCAUUAUAAUCUAUUAUAAUCUUGCACAUGUCCUAAUAUAUCAGGUCUCAUAU